This is a messenger RNA of Chrysochloris asiatica (Cape golden mole), 1011 nucleotides long. RefSeq names its product tetraspanin 9 (gene TSPAN9). NCBI's taxonomy places the organism in Eukaryota, Metazoa, Chordata, Mammalia, Afrosoricida, Chrysochloridae. The transcript has 8 exons. Gene Ontology annotation, cellular component: membrane. The record is from RefSeq and is a predicted model, not a curated record. Bases 1 to 1011 code for a protein of 336 amino acids.
AUGCAAGCUGUGCUGAAAAACAGACUGGAGGCAGGCAAGGCACUGUGGGCCAUUGUGUGGGCGUGGGGCAGCAGAUAUGAGUGUGCUGUCUUGGUGCCUUUCAGCUGCCAGUCAUGGGCUCAGCGGGUCACUCACAGGUGUCCUAGGGAGCGGGUGGUGAAGAAGGAGCUCAAGACAGCAAACCAGGAGAGCGCAUUCCAUCCCAGCCAGCCGUUACUUACGAACUCUGUACCUAGUCUUACUUUUACUUCAUGGCCCCUGAAGUUCUACUAUCAGUUUGUUUAUGUGAUAAUAGGGCCCUCUGUGAGAAUCUGGAGUCCCUGGGUAGUGCUUACAGUUAACAUCCUCUACUGGCUCUGUGGCUGUGGACUGCUUGGAGUAGGCAUCUGGCUCUCCGUGUCCCAAGGCAACUUUGCCACCUUCUCCCCCAGCUUCCCCUCCUUGUCUGCAGCCAAUCUAGUCAUCGCCAUAGGCACCAUUGUCAUGGUGACGGGCUUCCUCGGCUGCCUGGGGGCCAUCAAGGAAAACAAGUGCCUCCUUCUCAGUUUUUUCAUCGUCCUGUUGGUCAUCCUCCUUGCAGAGUUGAUCUUACUUAUCCUGUUUUUUGUCUACAUGGACAAGGUGAAUGAGAAUGCCAAGAAGGACCUAAAAGAGGGCUUGCAGCUGUACAACACGGAGAACAAUGUGGGACUGAAGAACGCCUGGAACAUCAUCCAGGCUGAGAUGCGGUGCUGUGGCGUCACUGACUACACAGACUGGUACUCAGUGCUGGGGGAGAACAUGGUGCCCGACCGCUGCUGCAUGGAGAACUCACAGGGCUGUGGACAGAACACCACCACCCCACUGUGGAGGACGGGCUGCUAUGAGAAGGUGAAGAUGUGGUUUGAUGACAACAAGCAUGUGCUUGGCACGGUGGGGAUGUGCAUCCUUAUCAUGCAGAUUCUGGGCAUGGCCUUCUCCAUGACCCUCUUCCAGCACAUCCACCGGACGGGUAAAAAGUAUGAUGCCUGA